This is a messenger RNA of Adelges cooleyi (spruce gall adelgid), 1829 nucleotides long. It is a transcript of the gene Dph5, whose product is annotated as diphthine methyl ester synthase. Bases 144 to 965 code for a protein of 273 amino acids. Lineage: Eukaryota; Metazoa; Arthropoda; Insecta; Hemiptera; Adelgidae. The transcript is spliced from 5 exons. Gene Ontology annotation, molecular function: diphthine synthase activity. Gene Ontology annotation, biological process: protein histidyl modification to diphthamide. The record is from RefSeq and is a predicted model, not a curated record.
UGAUAAUCACUAUAGUAUAUAGUAUACUUAUCUGGAGUUUGGACUUAGUAAAACACUAUAACAAUCAUAAGUUAUUUAACAAGUGUACAUUUUCUUUAAACUUAAUAAAUAUAACUACUUUUGUAAUACUUUAGACUUUAGUCAUGUUUUAUAUUGUUGGCUUAGGGCUAGGGGGUGUCAAAGAUAUAACCGUAAGAGGAUUAGAAAUUGUACGAAAUGCAGAACGAGUUUAUUUGGAGUCGUACACAUCAAUUUUACCUGAAGAUAAACUAAAAUUAGAAACAUUUUAUGAGAAACCACUGAUCGAAGCUGAUCGAGAAAUGGUGGAACAAUCUGCUGAUGAAAUAUUGGAUAGCGCUCAUGAAAAAGAUGUUGUAUUACUUGUAGUUGGCGAUCCUUUUGGGGCGACUACACAUGCUGAUAUACUCUUAAGAGCACGGGAUUUGAACAUCAACACUAAAGUAGUUCAUAAUGCUUCAAUAUUAAAUGCAAUAGGAUGUUGUGGACUCCAGCUGUAUCAUUUUGGAGAAACUGUAUCUAUACCUUUUUGGACAGACAUCUGGCGGCCUUCAAGUUUUCUUAAUAAAAUAAAUCAAAACAAAGCAAUAGGCUUACAUACAUUAUGCUUACUUGAUAUUCAAGUUAAAGAACCAACAUGGGAAAGUAUAACUAAAAAAAAAAAAGAAUAUCAACCUUCCAGAUUUAUGGAGGUAAAAGAAGCUUGUUCACAGUUACUGCAAAUUAUUAACAAAGGAGAGUUUGAAGAAGUAAAUUAUGUGUCAAGAGAAUGUUUGUGUGUUGGCGCGGCUCGUGUUGGAUGGCCAGAUCAAAAAAUUGUUGUAGCUACUUUAGCAGAAAUGGCUGAUGUAGAUUUAGGACCACCAUUACAUUCCAUGGUUAUUGUUGGUAAAUUACAUCCAAUAGAAGAACAAUUUUUAAAACAAUUUUUUAUUAAUAAAACAUAAAAAAUUCAACAAACUAAAUGUAAAUACUGUUAAUGGUUGCUACCACUCCAAAAUGCAUAAAUCCCAGUCAACUUUUCAUACUUUUGCACCUGGUAUUUUGUUAAACUGCAAAGUGAGAACUAUUUUAAUUUUAAUUAUUUUUAAUGUGUGACAAUCACGAUUAAGACUUUAUGUCGCGUGACUAAAAUGGCUAUUUAUAAAGUUAAAUUAAAUCUUUUAACUAAAAAAAAAAAAUUGUCCAGUUAGCAUGGCCAGUUGUAGCACAUUUAAGAAUUUCAGGUUGACGACAAAUUGUUUUGCUUACCCUUCCCCCAAAAAAAUCUACCAUCGUUUUAAUAAAUCUCUUAUAAUAUUUCUGUACUCUAUAAAUCAAAACAUAAAAGUUAAUAAGUAUAGAAAAACAAAUAUUCAUAUUCUAAAUGAUGGUGCUUUCUGGAAGUUAAAUUGUAAAAAUUAAAUUAAAUUAUUUAAUAACAAAAAAAUUGUUGGGCUAUUCCGAAGAAUAAUCGCUAAACAAUAUAAUAUAGGUAGCCUAAUUAAUUUUCAUAACUAGGUACUAUUAUACAACAUUUCUCCCUUUGUUUCUUGAUUGUUACAUUAGAUUAGAUUUUUUUUUUUUUUAAUUAUAAAUAAUAAUUUGAAAAUAAUGACAUUCGAAUUACAUUUUUAUUGGCCUUUCCAAAAAUUUGUUAAUUUAAAUAAAUUAUUAAAUAAUAUAUUUAAUUUAUUGCAUACAUUUUAUUUAAAAAUAAUUUGUUUGUAUUUAAAUGAAAAAAAGUAUUUAGUUUAAAUUAAAAAUAUCCUGUUGGCGCAACUGCUAAACCAUCAAUAUUAACUGUACAUACAUUUUAUUAAUUUAAUUGC